AUGAUUCUCCUUCUCUCCAUCGCUUCCCUGCUCUCCGCAGCCACAGAUACGCUAAUGAUUCCCUCAAACCUGGACAGCGGUACAUGUCCCCUGGGUCAGUUCCCAUGCGGCAACCUGUCGUUGUGUUUGCCUCAGCUGCUCCACUGCAACGGACACAAGGAUUGCCCCAAUGGCGCCGAUGAGGACAAUUGUGUGGAUAACAGCGGCUGGCCCAAGCUGUUUGAUACCAUUCAGAGUGCGCGGGGGAACCAGGCAACGCAAGAGGACGAGACACAGGACUAUGAAUGCGUUUUGGACGUUUACCCGGAAGAAUGCGAGUGCCGGAAGCGCUUAGUGAACUGCUCCAGCCAAGGACUUCACUUUGUCCCGGCCGUCUCUUCCAAUGUCACAGCUUUUGAUCUGAAGGAUAACGGAAUAAAGUCGUUGCCUGACGGCGUCUUCCAUCGCUAUCACCAUCUGGAAAAACUCUUUCUACAAAAUAACGAACUGCAAACCAUCUCCCGCCAGGCGUUUUCAGGACUCUUCAGGCUAAAAAUGCUUUUCCUUAGUGACAAUCAGAUCGAGGUUUUGAAGGCUGAAGUCUUUAAGGAUCUUCACUCCUUGGAAUGGCUGAUAUUAGACAAUAACAGAGUCAACAAUAUUCAUCCUGGGGCAUUCAAAGGCCUGAAUUCUUUGUAUUUUCUAUACAUGCUAAACAAUUCCAUAAGUGCAAUACCAAGCAAUUCUUUAUGUGCAGAAAUGCCUCGUCUCAACUGGCUGGAUCUGGAGGGGAAUGAGAUAGAGACAAUCCACAACUCUGUGUUUCAGGAGUGCAUAACUGUUUUGGUCUUGCGCCGAAACAAGAUACAAGAAAUCAAGAAUAAAGCAUUGACCCAAAUGCACAAGCUAGUAGACCUAGACCUUUCUGUUAACCAGAUUGAGGCGCUUUCCCCGUCACUGUUCGCCAACCUGCAAGAACUUCAACAGCUGAAUAUAUCCUUCAAUCCUCUACAUGAGAUUCCACAUAACCAGUUUGAUAUGUUGCCCUGCCUGCAGUCAUUAAUCAUGGAGGGCAUAGAGGUCCGCAACAUCAGUAACCGCAUGUUCUCGAAAAUGGCCAACCUGUCUCACAUAUACUUCAAGAAGUUUCAGUACUGCAGUUACGCCCCGCACGUCCGCAGCUGCAAGCCGAACAGUGAUGGCAUCUCCUCCUUCGAAAACUUGCUGGCCAACAUCUUGCUGCGGGUCUUCGUCUGGGUCAUGGCCUGCGUCACCUGCUUCGGAAACCUGUUUGUGAUCUGCAUGAGAUCAUUCAUAGUCACGGAAAACUGCCAGCACGCCAUGUCAAUCAAAUCGCUCUGCUGUGCGGACUGUCUGAUGGGAUUCUACCUUUUCUGCCUCGGAGCCUUUGACAUCAAGUUUCAGGGAGAGUACAACAAGCAUGCCCAGGUUUGGAUGGAAAGCUUGGAGUGUAAGAUGGUCGGCUCCCUGGCCAUGCUAUCUUCAGAGGUCUCCGUCCUGAUGCUCACUUACAUGACUUUGGAAAAAUACUUUUGCAUCGUCUUCCCAUUCAGCCACUUUCGAGCAGGGCGCGGGCAGACCUUGGGAGCGCUUUUGACCAUUUGGGUGCUCGGCUUCUUAAUUACCAUCAUUCCUUUCCUCAACUACGACACAUUUGGAAAUUUCUAUGGACGGAACGGCGUGUGCUUCCCACUGCAGUCAGACGGCUCGGAGAGGUCUGGAGCUCGGGGAUACUCGGUCGCUAUUUUUCUAGGCCUGAACUUGCUGGCAUUCGUCACCAUCGUCUUCUCUUACAGCAGCAUGUUCUACUCUAUUCAUAACACAGGCGCCAAAACAGCAGAGCGCAGCGUCCUCUCCCGUGAAGUCGCCAUAGCCAAGAGGUUCUUCUUUAUCGUGUUCACGGAUGCCCUCUGCUGGAUCCCUAUAUUUCUUCUGAAAGCCGUUUCUCUCACCAAGGCCGAGAUUCCAGGUACCAUCACAUCAUGGGUUGUGAUCUUCAUACUACCGAUUAACAGCGCUUUGAACCCCAUUCUUUAUACAUUAACAACCUCGUCCUUCCAAGAAAAGCUGAAACAGUGUUUGCAAAGCAAGAGACACCAGUUACAAGAGUCCAGCAAAAGCAGCUUCACGUUAGUAUCUAUCCACACGAACACGGCUUGACCAUGGGCAACCGACAACAGAUCGCGAAGACCACUUGGUUUGGGGGGAACACUUGUAAA
Molecule: messenger RNA, 2219 nt
Organism: Nanorana parkeri
Lineage: Eukaryota; Metazoa; Chordata; Amphibia; Anura; Dicroglossidae
Product: relaxin receptor 1-like
Exons: 18
Coding region: 1-2160 (719 amino acids)
Biological process (GO): G protein-coupled receptor signaling pathway
Cellular component (GO): membrane
Molecular function (GO): protein binding; G protein-coupled receptor activity
Source: RefSeq, a predicted model, not a curated record